Messenger RNA from Amoebophrya sp. A120, 5275 nucleotides. The record is from the annotation of a GenBank genome assembly. Lineage: Eukaryota; Dinophyceae; Syndiniales; Amoebophryaceae.
GUACAACAAGGAGCGCCCAUUACUCCUACCUCCUACUGUAUCUUCUUUUCUACUAAGUAACAACGAACUCUUUAAUAUGUUGCUUUGCUUUUUUUCGCAGCAGGGCCGGCUACACCAGAAAGACACUUUACAACAGUUUCCUAUGUAUAGAAAAUAACCAAAGUCAUCUCCUUUUCCUGUUUUACCUAAGUGAAGAAGGCGUUUGCUCUUUCUCUAUUCCACAAAGAUGGGCGGCACGACCAGACGACCACAGCUCUGAAAAAUAACAGCACAAUAACGCGAAGAAGUACCACGACGACGUUUUCUACUUCACACCUCGAUUGCAGGUGGUACCACCUCCCCCCCACCCCAAACUCCGACGACCCACUAUGUCGAACGACAGCAAGAAGCCGGGGCCCACCAGCGGCACUAGCGGUGCGGCAUCUUCUACCGCCGGAGCGACGAGAAAGGAGGACCCCAGUAACAAGAGCAAGAAGGAUUUGAAAAAGGAAGCGCUGAAUGAGGAGGAUCAGAAGCUCAAGGACGAGCUGGAGCUCCUCGUCCAGCGAGCGACAGAGAAGCACGACGUGAAGAUCAUAAAGGCCAGUUUGGACAAUGUCAGCGAGAAGCUCAAAACCGCGUCGUCAACAAUGACCAGCGUGCCCAAGCCGCUCAAGUUUCUGCGACCACACUACGAAACGCUGCAGAAAUUCUACGAAGCGGAGAAAACAAAGUUCCUCGCCAAGGACGACGUAACCUGCAGGCUGUACGCAGACGUGUUAAGCGUCCUAGCCGCGGUGAAGUCCCCACCAAAAAGAAAAGCGGACGUGAAGAAACAAGAGGAAGAGGCCGCAAAGAAGGCUGCGGAGGAGGAAGGUACGAUUGUCGCGAUUACAUUGCAGUGAAUUAUUUGUUUCAAUUUUUCUUGCUAGCGUUUAUAUCGCUGUGGACGUGAUGAAAGCGGAUGUUACUGUUAGUAAGUACCUGUAUCAAGGAGGAUCGCAAGAAAUCCAAACCACUUACAAAUUUCAGCUAAGAAGCAAGCAGAGGCAUCGGGCGAGAAAAAGAAGGACGAAGAAAAAAAGGAGGAGGAGCAGCCUACAGAAAAGAAAGAAGAGGUCUUCGUUGAAGAACUGGAUCCCUACAAGGCGAACCGGUCAAGGGAGUGCCUCAGGUGCGGAGCAAAAACUUUUUGUUUUGCUAGCUUGACAGGCCGAUGAUCUCGAUGUGGAACGAUGAGACUCAGUUUUGCUAGGGUGCCGAUUUCAUCUUUGCUUGGCUCGUAAACAAAGGUGCUGUUUUUAGUUAGUAGCGAGUGUGUAAGAGGUCUUAUCAAAACAGGUAUCGGCUAGAAGGUACUAAGGGCGACACAUUCGUAACCUGGGGCCACGAGUACGUCCGACACUUGGCGGGUGAAGUCAUUUACUGCUACCACGCCAUUAACGAAGGCGACGACGAUGCAAUGGAAAUCGAGGGUGAAGGUACUUGUUUCUCAUGUCUACCAAUGCAAAAACAAACCUCGAGGGCGUCGAUUUUGAAAUAUGCCUGUUUCCAUCGAAUCCACCGCUUUAUCGUAUGCGAACGAACUAAACAGACACGCCCGAGCCUUCCUACAAGCCGGACGUGAAAGAGCUGCUGAACCUUGUGAGCGUGAUCGUGCCCUUCCAAAUCAAGCACAACGAGGAGACCACGGCCAUAGACAUGCUGUUGGAGGUUGAGCAGAUAAAAAUGCUCCCGGACUUGUUGGAUGCGUCCACCGUGAAUCGUGUUUGCCUGUACCUGAUGCAGACCGCGGUGUACGCCGGUCAGGCGGAAGAGACGCUGGCUUUGCAGAAGCUCGUGUACGACAUCAACCUGAAAUUCAAGCGGUACACCGAGGCGCAGCGGGUGGCGUUGAAGAUGAAAGACCACGAGCUACUGGUGAAAGUGUUCGCCGACUGCGAAUCCCUCACCACGAAGAUUCAGAUGGGAUACGUGCUGCGACAACACCGAUACCACUACGUAGAGGAGGACUGGGACGAGAAAAUUAUCGAAGCCGCAACGGGCGAGAACUGGAUGAAAAAAUACUACAAGCACAUCGGGAAAGAGCUGGAUGUAAUUUUACAUUGUUGUAUGUGCACACCUUACUCUGUUGUGACUAGGUUCUUUUUCUUAAUCUCGAAUCAAAGGGAGUAAAAGUCAUCGAAAAAGAACACAAAAACAGGUGCUGGAACCCAAGCUUCCGGAGGAUAUCUACAAGAGCCAUUUGGAAGAAAAAAAGCAGCAAGUAGUGCUGGACAGCGCAAAGCAGAACCUCGCUUCAACCUACGUGAAUGCGUUUGUCAACGCUGGGUUCGGCAAAGAUAAGCUUAUGACCGUGGGGGAAGUCUGGCUGUAUAAAAACAAGGUACAGGAGAUGUCCUCUAAUCCGAAAAAUGCAGUGCCAACUAGCUACAUUUUCUGCGGCGUGAGUACUCAUCUGUCGUCCAUAUGGUAUUUCUCAAAUGCCACGCUAUCGCAAAGAAACUGAAAUAAACAGGAACACGGUAUGAUGGCCGCCGCCGCUUCGAGAUGUCUGAUUUCGCUCUGGGACACCGAAGUCUUGGAUGAGGUCGACAAGUACCAGUACGCGUCCGAAGAAUACAUCAAAGCGGGUUACUGCCUUUCCCUGGGGAUCGCGAUGUCCAAUGUCAAGAGUGAGACGGAUCCCGUCUGGGCUCUGCUCCAGGACACUGUCGAAUCGUAUUUCAUUUCUUAGUACACUUCAUAGAUAGAUGUAGAAGACGAGAGACCCGCCGACGCACUUGUAUAAAUGUUCAUGGGAUUUUGCUUUUGCCUCGCAUGUGGUCAGCAUGGAUGAAAGGUGCAAAUUUCCGUACACGACAAACCCAAAUUCUCAGGGGCGGGCAGAAGGAGAAGAUAGCAGCCAUUAUGAGUUUGGGUUUCGCUUACGCAUCAACAAAGCACGAGGAGAUAGUGGAAAACCUCACGCCGCUUAUCGUAGACGUGGACGCAUCGAUGGAGUAUUUUUUUGAUCAUUUGCGACUUUAUUCACUUUGUGUGCUAGUCCGAAGAUUUUGGCUGGUGCAGAAUGGGAGUCCGUCAUUGGCUCUUAAUCGUCAAGGAUGAAUAGAAUAGAGGUUUAUUCCACAAUAUUCCAGGCUCUCUGCAGUGUGCGCCCUCUCUGUCGGGAUGGUCAUGAUGGGCAGCGGCGACGCUGACAUUUGCGGCGCCAUCGUUGCAGCGCUUGAGGAGCGGAUGAAGUUGACCGGCGCUUUGGACAGUUCCGUGGCCACCCUUUUCCCCAUGGCCCUGGGCUUGAUCAUGGUUGGCGUCGGCGAAGGAACAGAAGAGUUCAAGCUCGAGGCGCUGGUAUCGGAUUUUGGAAUUUACUUAUUUGAAAAGCAUGAACAAAAGCAAAACCAGGUAGAGGUACCACUUAAGUAGUAAGUACCUACUUACCUGGAAGAUUUUUCUUUUUUCGUCCGUGCGAAUGCUCUACCUCUAUCCAAAGCAUGAUUGUUUGUCACCAAAAACAACGACAGAUGGAGAUGCUGAAGCAGAUCAGCCACCCGCUCGGCGCUUUCGCGGCCAACCUCAUCACGGGGUUCGCCUACGCCGGCAGCGGGGACGUGCUGCAGGUGCAAAAGAUGAUGCAGGUGUGCGGGGACCACAACAAACACAGCAAGGACGAGAAGGAGGAGGAAAAAAAGGAAGAAGGCGCGGCCGAGGGGGAGAGCGCAAAAUCCACCUCCCCCGCCGGCGGCGCCGCACUGCUGUCCAUUGCGGCGAUUGCGUUUUCCGACGACUUAAGCCGGGAGAUGUGCAUGCGGAUGGUCGAGCACAUCCUCCAGUACGGAAACUUGCAGCUGCGGCGAACAGUGCCAUUGGCGAUCGGCCUGUUGUUCGUGUCCAACGCAAAGCAAGCGGCAAUAGACCUGCUCAGUAUAUUAUUUUUGUGUGUCAGUGAAGAUGUCCAUCAAUUUAUAUUCUUGUUGACCCCGGCUCCUCUGGUAGGCAAGUCAGUGGAGUUAGUCCUCAGUUUCUGUACGAAAGUUUUUUGCCGUGCUUUCCAGUGCUGUUCAGCGUCUCGACCGCCUUCAUAGUCAAUCUUUUCCCAUAACCAUAUUUCAGGUAAGCUCUCCCACGACGCAGACGUAGAAGUAGCUUCCGCGGCGAUUUUCGGCAUGGGUAUCAUGGGCGCUGGCACGAACCACGCGAAAAUUGCCGGUUUGCUCCGACAACUUGCUGCGUACUACGCAAAGGACGCCAACGUGCUCUUUGUCGUCCGUAUCGCACAGGGGUUACUCUACCUCGGCAAGGGGUUGCUCACACUCACUCCUGUGCACAGCGACAGGUUACUCGUGAACAAUGUGGGCAUGGGCGCUUUGCUCACCCUGAUGACCGUCAUGCUCAACUCCAACACACUUCUGUUCACCCACCACAUGCACUGGCUCCUGUACAACUUUCUAUCGAUUUUCAAAUAUCUUACGUCGAUGCUUUCACAUCGUUUUCAUUUAUCCUUGCCCAAGACUGAGUUCUCCUUCUCAUGUCCUUAUUUGUUGUGGUGGUAAGGCCGCUGCGGCAAUGUACUUAGUUUCUCUUUCUCCUGUGGCACAACAAGAUUUUUUUCAGCUAAGGACAACUGCAUGGCGUAAAUCUCACAAAAAUGUUCAUCACAGCUACAUGAUUGUGCCAAGUUUGGCUACCCGCAUGCUGAUAUGUGUCGACGAAGAGGGGGAGCCGGUCCCCGUCACCGUGCGGGUUGGGCAGGCUGUGGAUACCGUUGGACAGGUGGGGAAUCCGAAGUCCAUCACCGGGUUCCAGACGCACACCACUCCGGUCCUUAUGGGCGCCGGCGACCGAGCUGAACUCGCAACGGACGAGUUUUUGGCGGAAACAAACGUGUUGGAUGGUGUCGUAGUGGUCCGGAAGAAUCCCGACUACAAAAAGGAGACUGCGGCAUAAAGUCUGAUAUUUUUUGACAUCAUGAAAAAUAUACAGACUGAAUCAGCGACUGAUGAAAACUUCUCCUUUCCUCCCCAGAACAUCCGGAGGUAGUAGUAGAUUUUUUCAACAUUUUUUCUUCAUAAGCUUACGAAUGUGGCAUACAAGUAGGAUCAUGUUGCCCAUGGAUAAGAUGAAUAGUUGAUAGAGGCUUCUAUCUAUAGCGACGUAUGAGUUUGGUUUGUAGUGCUUGUUCUGGGGGUAAGCAGCUCAGGAUUGGAGAUUUGUGUAGAAGUAUAGGGAUGAUCUUCAACGGCGACUACUUCAGAAACUAGAACACAACUUACUAGCUACUUCUCAACGUCGGCAU